Molecule: messenger RNA, 1521 nt
Organism: Sinocyclocheilus grahami
Lineage: Eukaryota; Metazoa; Chordata; Actinopteri; Cypriniformes; Cyprinidae
Product: cysteine-rich secretory protein LCCL domain-containing 1-like
Exons: 15
Coding region: 1-1521 (506 amino acids)
Cellular component (GO): extracellular region
Source: RefSeq, a predicted model, not a curated record
AUGAAAGAAAACCGCUUGGCUAUCAACAUUCUGCUCUUGUGUAUAUGCUGUGGAGCAAGUGCACUGACAGCCUUCAGUCCCACUGCCUCUUCAUCUCUGCCAGCAAUUUCACUUAUGCUGCCUCCAAAAUGUCUCACCAAUGCUGCAAACCUUCCCAAAACGAGAAGCAAGAGGGCCAUCACUGCUAAUGACAUGCAAGCAAUCCUGGACCUCCACAACAAACUCCGGGGUCAGGUCUAUCCACCGGCUUCAAAUAUGGAAUACAUGGUGUGGGACACUGAACUGGAGCGGGGUGCUCAGGAAUGGGCAGAGACCUGCCUGUGGGAACAUGGCCCAACUGGCCUGCUGCCUCAGAUUGGUCAGAACCUGGGAGUGCACUGGGGAAGAUAUCGUCCACCUACUUCUCAUCCACAAGCCUGGUAUGAUGAGGUCAAAGACUACUCGUUCCCAUACCCCCAGGAAUGUAACCCUCACUGCCCUUUUAAGUGCAGUGGUCCAGUCUGUACCCACUACACUCAGCUUGUUUGGGCAACUAGUAGUCGAAUUGGCUGUGCGAUCAAUGUGUGCUACAACAUGAAUGUGUGGGGCCAGAUCUGGGCAAAAGCCGUUUAUCUUGUGUGCAACUACUCACCAAAAGGUAACUGGUGGGGAUAUGCCCCAUAUAAGCACGGCACCCCUUGCUCUGCCUGUCCACCCAGCUAUGGAGGAUUGUGCAGAGAAAACCUCUGUUAUAAAGGUAAUGGAAGUAAUAGACAAAGCCCACGUGAGGAAACAGACAAAAGAAAUUCUAUAGAACUAGAGGCUCCUCAUAGCCCUGGGCCCCGUUUACAGGCCCCAAGUCCAACCAGGUGCCCAAAUGCAGUUGUGAGCAAAGAGCAAAUGUCCCAGAUUGUGACAUGUGACAUAAAGCUAAGAGACCAGUGUAAAGGCACCACAUGCAAUAGGUACGAGUGUCCUGCUGGAUGUUUAGACAACAUGGCAAAAGUGAUUGGAACGGUGUAUUAUGACAUGCAAUCCAGCAUUUGCCGGGCAGGCAUUCAUUAUGGUGUCAUUGACAAUGAUGGAGGCUGGAUGGAUGUCACAAGACAGGGCAGAAAGGACUUCUUUAUCAAAUCAUACAAAAAUGGACUUCAGUCCCUUGGGAAAUACCAGAGUGCCAAUGCCUUCACAGUAUCAAAAGUGACAGUAAAAGUUAUCACAUGUGAGACUACAGUUUCUGUGCUGUGCCCUUAUCAAAAGCCAGCAAGACACUGUCCAAGGAUUUACUGUCCUCGGAACUGCCUGCAAGAAAAUCCCCACCUUUCUCGAGUCAUUGGUACCCAAAUUUACUCAGAUAAAUCUAGCAUAUGCAGAUCUGCAAUUCAUGCUGGCAUUUUAAGCAACGAAUCAGGUGGUUACGUUGACGUGAUGCCCACAGACAACAGGAAGCUGUACAUUUCCUCGUACCAGAAUGGCAUAGUCUCAGAAAGCCUGCAGAACCCAGCGGGAGGCAAGGCAUUCAGAGUAUUCGCAGUUAUUUAA